Xyrauchen texanus (razorback sucker) is the source of this 4799-nucleotide messenger RNA. RefSeq names its product rod cGMP-specific 3',5'-cyclic phosphodiesterase subunit beta-like. Gene Ontology annotation, molecular function: 3',5'-cyclic-nucleotide phosphodiesterase activity; protein binding. The record is from RefSeq and is a predicted model, not a curated record. The transcript is spliced from 22 exons. Gene Ontology annotation, cellular component: photoreceptor outer segment membrane. Bases 193 to 2763 code for a protein of 856 amino acids. NCBI's taxonomy places the organism in Eukaryota, Metazoa, Chordata, Actinopteri, Cypriniformes, Catostomidae. Gene Ontology annotation, biological process: signal transduction; retina development in camera-type eye.
UGACAGUUGUAUUGGACUUGGGUUGCCCCUGCUGUUGCAGGUGUCUCAUCUCACGAUUCCUCUUUUUCUCAACAGUUUGAGGAUUAUAUGCUGUAAAUAUUUUAUUUUACCCCCUAAAAGCUCAUUUGAACUCUCACUUCUUGAUCGUCACCUGCUAGUACUGGGACUGGGGCAGAAGAUCCCAAACCCAAGAUGAGUGUCAAAAAGGAAGACGUGGAAAAGUUCCUCGAUGGAAAUCCAGAUUUUGCCAAGAGCUACUUUGACAAAAAGCUCAAGCCUGGUGCUGUGGCCUCAAUCAUGCAAAUAUCUGAGUCCAAAGUGGAUCUGGAUACUUUUAAGGACAUAAGCUCAGUAGAGGAGGGAGCAAUAUUCUACAAUCUCAUUACAGACAUGCAGGAGAACGUCAAUAUGGAGAAAGUGAUUUUUAAGAUUCUGAAGAGGGUCAGUGCUCUGAUCCAUGCCGACCGAUGUAGCCUCUUCAUGUAUCGACAGCGGAAUGGUGUGGCGGAGCUAGCAACACGACUCUUCAACGUUAACAAAGAUUCGGAGCUUGAUGACUGUGUGGUGCCUCCAGAUUCUGAGAUUGUCUUCCCUCUUGAUAUCGGUAUUGUAGGAUAUGUUGCUCAAACCAAAAAGACCAUCAAUGUCAAGGAUGUCACACAGGAUAGUCACUUCAGCUCAUUUGUUGAUGAACUCACUGAAUACACCACACGCAACAUCUUGGCCACGCCCAUCAUGAAUGGAAAGGAUAUAGUAGGCAUCAUCAUGGCUGUCAACAAGACCACUGGACCACAUUUCACAGAUGAAGAUGAGGAUCUGUUUUUAAAGUAUCUGAAAGUUGGCUCUCUGAACCUGAAGAUUUUUCAUCUGAGCUACCUUCAUAACUGCGAAACACGUAAAGGACAGCUGCUGUUGUGGUCAGCUAACAAGGUGUUUGAAGAGCUCACAGACAUUGAACGACAGUUUCACAAAGCUUUGUACACAGUGCGAGCUUACCUCAACUGUGACAGGUACUCUGUGGGCCUGCUGGACAUGACAAAGGAAAAGGAAUUCUUUGAUAUUUGGCCAGUGUUGAUGGGAGAACAGGCACCGUAUUCUGGGCCUGUAACUCCAGAUGGAAGGGAAGUAAUUUUCUACAAAGUUAUUGAUUAUAUUUUGCAUGGAAAAGAGGACAUCAAGGUCAUACCAAAUCCUCCUGCAGACCACUGGGCUUUGGCUAGUGGAUUACCCACAUAUGUUGCAGAGAGUGGACUUAUUUGCAACAUUAUGAAUGCAGCAUCAGAGGAAAUGUUCAACUUUCAGACGGAGGCCCUGGAUGCCAGUGGAUGGACUAUCAAGAAUGUGCUGUGUCUACCAAUUGUCAACAAAAAAGAAGAAAUUGUCGGUGUUGCAACUUUCUACAACAGGAAGGAUGGUAAACCAUUUGAUGACCAUGAUGAACAACUCAUGGAGGCUUUGACACAGUUUCUGGGCUGGUCGGCCCUCAACACAGACACCUACGACAAAAUGAAUAAGCUGGAGAACAGAAAGGAUAUUGCCCAGGACAUGGUGCUUUACCAUGUCAAAUGUCGAGAUGAUGAGAUUCAAGAUAUCCUUAAAACAAGACAGUAUUUUGAAAAAGAGCCAAGAGACUGCGAAGAGGACGAGCUUUUGGAAAUUCUGAAAAAAGAGCUGCCUGGUCCAAAGAAGUUUGAGAUCUACGCCUUCCAUUUCUCAGACUUUGUUUGCACUGAACUGGAACUUGUAAUGUGUGGGAUCCAAAUGUACUAUGAAGUUGGAGUGGUUAGAAAGUUUCAGAUCCCUCAGGAGGUUUUGGUGAGAUUCAUGUACUCAGUCAGCAAAGGCUACAGGAAAAUCACCUAUCACAACUGGCGCCACGGAUUCAACGUUGGGCAAACCAUGUUCACAUUGCUCACGACAGGCAAACUAAAGCGGUAUUACACAGAUUUGGAGGUGAUGGCUAUGAUCACUGCUGGCUUCCUGCAUGAUAUAGACCACAGAGGCACAAACAAUCUCUACCAAGUCAAGUCCCAAAAUCCUCUAGCCAAGCUGCAUGGAUCCUCCAUUCUAGAGAGGCAUCACUUGGAAUUUGGCAAAUUCCUGUUAUCAGAUGAGUCCUUAAACAUCUUCCAAAACCUCAACAGAAGACAAAUGGAACAUGUCAUCCACCUCAUUGAUAUUGCCAUUAUUGCUACUGAUCUUGCCUUGUACUUCAAAAAGAGGACAAUGUUCCAGAAAAUUGUGGAUCUCUCUGAGACAUAUGAGGAGGAAAAGAAAUGGGUGGACUUCAUGUCUCUUGAAACAACGAGGAAAGAAAUAGUAAUGGCCAUGAUGAUGACAGCGUGUGACCUCUCAGCUAUCACUAAGCCAUGGGAGGUACAAAGCAAGGUUGCCCUCUCUGUAGCAGCAGAAUUCUGGGAGCAGGGUGAUCUUGAGAGGACUGUUCUUGAGCAACAGCCUAUUCCCAUGAUGGACAGGAACAAAGCUGCAGAAUUGCCCAAGCUUCAGUGUGGUUUUAUCGACUUUGUCUGUACUUUUGUAUACAAGGAAUUCUCUCGUUUCCACUCCGCCAUCCAGCCAAUGUAUGAUGGCAUUCUUAACAACCGGAUGCAUUGGAAAGAGAGGCAGGAGGAAUAUGAGGCAAAAUUAAAAGCAUUAGAAGAGGCAGCUAAAGCCAAGCAGGAGGCAGAUGCCCUGAAAGCUGGUAAUGCCAACAAAGCCAGUGGAUCAGAAUCAGGGUCCAAGACCUGCUCAAUCUGCUAAAGAAAAGGGAACAAGAGGAGGGCAAAUGGAAAGGCAGCUUGGGACACAAGAACACACACAAAAAAAAAAAGAAUUGGAGAGUUGGACAAACACUAUCAAAGCAUUUGAUAUCAGCAAGCCAUAGGACCAGCUGUUGGCUUGUUGGUAACAAAAAAGCUAGUAUUACAGUUGUUGGGUUAAAAGUAUUUUCCACUUGUAUUUAAUGUUCUACAGAAAAGUCACGAGGUGAAUAUUGCAACUAUUUCAAAGAUGGUUUCAUCAGAACAAUGAAAUGUUCUAAAAAAAAAAAAUGUUUUAAUAUUUUUCUGAGCCAGUCAUAGAAAUUAGCACCAUAUUUAAAUGUUGCCUGUACUGGAUAGUUUAGUCCCACUGGUGACUGGUUGCUAUCUUAUUGUCAAGGAGGAUCAUGGCAACAAUGUUUCCAGUUCCAGUGAGUUUGCCCAUAUAUGGAAUUAAAAUCAUGGGAUUCAUUCAUCAUAAUUUAAAGAAUAUAUUCUAUUGUAUAUAUAAAUGUAACUCUAUAUUACAUUUUUGCCACUACCUGCCCUGAAUCAGAACAAAAAGUCAAUUUUAUGUGUGCUACAAACUUUUGUUGUAAGGUUUACAUUUUAACCCUCUAAAAGUGAUCACAUUAUAGAGCUGAGAAGCCAUUUUUCAGAUUGCUAAAUGUGAGGUUUAAUUGGCUAAAUGUGAACAAUAUGGCAUUUCAUAGGAGACACUCACUGAGCACUUUGUUAGUAACUCUAUGGUCCUAAUAAAGUUCCAGACGUGGUCUUCAGCUGUUAUAGCCCAUCCACCUCAAAGUUACACAUGUUGUGCAAUCUGAGAUGCUACUCUGCUCACUACAAUUGUACAGAGUGGUUAUCUGAGUUACCAUAGCCUUUCUGUCAGCUCAAACCAGUCUGGCCAUUCACCACUGACCUCUCUCAUCAACAAGGUAUUUCUGUCUGCUGAACUGCUGUUCACUGGAUGUUUUUUGUUUUGGCACCAUUCUGAGUAAACUCGAGAGACUUUUGUGCGUGAAAAUCAAAGGAGAUCAGCAGUUACAGAAAUACUCAAACCAGCCCAUCUGGUACCAACAAUCAUGCCACGGUCAAAUUUCCACCAUUCUGAUGGUUGAUGUGAACAUAAACUGAAGCUCCUGACCCAUAUCUGCAUGAUUUUAUGCAUUGCACUGCUGCCACAUGAUUGGCUGAUUAUAUAAUUACAUGAAUAAAUAGGUGUACAGCUGUUUCUAAUAAAGUGCUCAGUGAUUGUAGAUGGGGGAGUACACCUGAGUGAUGGUCAGCCUAUGUAAAAACUGGAAAAGCAUUGAGUUUAAAGUUGUAGUUGUUUUUUUUUUUCACAUAAGCUGGAAGUUAAUGCGCAAUUGUCCUUCAGACGUAUUUACAUCAAGUGCUGUCGUGGGUGUGUUUCACUGAGAAAUGUCCCGUUGCUAAGUGUCUCCACUGUUGGGAUAUGCGUUCACAGAAAUAUCUAAUUCCAGUGGCCUUGAUACCAUUCAUCCAAUUCAUUCUCAGCUGACCUGAACCAACUGAACAAUGAGAAGUUGUCUGUGACUAAAUUCAGAAAGGUAUUCAGAUUUGAGCAUACUUUUUAUAGGUGUUUCUCUUUCACUGGUUGUCCAUAAACAUCAAUAGAUGUCAGUUGUGAAUCUAAUCGUGUAAAUAUAACAAAUUGUAUGAGGUACAAAGAUCUAGUUUGAAAGUAAAUACAACAAAAGGUGUGUUGUUAGUGCACUUCAUAAAUUCUACAUGCUCUACAUCAUUACAACGCUGCUGCUUCUGUUUUGCAUUCCAGAAAAGGUUCAAUUUAAGUAGCGAAGGACCAGCAGUAGUAAAGUAAAUUGAUAUUUAUAUGUGCCAGAUCAGAAAGUGAGGGCUCAGUAAUAAGGCUUGUGUGACACAAAUUGAAAUCACUUGCAGAGCAAGUUUCAUCAUGCUCUGAAACCAUCCACAAUACAGCAUCAAGUAUGGGUGAUUCCAAUUAAAUUGGUUAACUUGUUAAGCUUCAUUUCUGUAUGCUCAAUACUGACA